This is a messenger RNA of Gregarina niphandrodes, 885 nucleotides long. RefSeq lists its product as hypothetical. The record is from RefSeq and is a predicted model, not a curated record. The transcript has a single exon. NCBI's taxonomy places the organism in Eukaryota, Apicomplexa, Conoidasida, Eugregarinorida, Gregarinidae. The coding region runs from base 1 to 885 and encodes 294 amino acids.
AUGGAAAGUAACUCUCUGUACAAACCUGUGAUUCUGUCGCCGAAGCCGACGAGUUUGGAGUUCGCGGCUGAGGAGGAAAUGCCAGUUGGUGUGGACGCUAUUGUUGGUGUAUUGACGGCGUUGCCUAAACACGUGGAGCUUGUGGCUUGGCAGCUGCCUUUUCGUCUACGCGUGGGUUCAAAGUCUGGUUCACUCCCUAGUCGUAAAGUUGUGACGUAUGCGGCCACUUCGGCUGCGUGGUUCGCCUGUCACGCACAACAUGCUGGCCUUCUACCUAUGAUAGAUUGCCGGUUCAAAUCCGGGCAGCCGGUCCAGUCCGUGACAGUCAGGCCUGCCCAACGUCACAUGGUGGGCGAACGCCACGUCGUAGGUGAACACCACGUAGGUGGUGACCAUCACAUGGGCGCUGACCGUCCCGACCGCAUGGGGGACGAUCACCAGCAAGCGUCAAGCGACACCCAGGUAGGCGGCCCGGAGGCGGGUGGCGGCUUGACAGAGGCCUUUUACGCUGUUUUCGGGCGCUUGUGGCAGGCACUGGAGGAAUUGGAGGUUGACGUGUCGCGCAUGGUCUUGCGCACCGGCAUCGAAGGUCCACAUGCACGUCAGCUUCCACUCGCGAUCAAAGUGAUCGAGGAGGUAUUCCCUUCUACAUUGGCUGCGCUCUGUGUCAUGACCGAAGACCCAAGUCUUGUCGACUCGCAACUACCUGUCUACAUCACACGUGAUCGGAUCCAUCAUGCACAUCAUCCUGAUCCGCGCGAGGAACCGCUCGAUGAUGGCUCGAUUGAUCCGCUUGAACCCGCCUUAAGAACUCUCUGGUCGAGUCAACUACCCGACUACUCUUGUACUCCCGAAGCCAAUUCUAUUUUCGCUGCCGGUUGUUAG